Blepharisma stoltei is the source of this 1002-nucleotide messenger RNA. The record is from the annotation of a GenBank genome assembly. Lineage: Eukaryota; Ciliophora; Heterotrichea; Heterotrichida; Blepharismidae.
AUGAGUAAAAGGGAGAAAAAGAUUGAAAGCGAUGAAUGUUGAUUCAAAUUGUGGCAGCUGACUGAAGAAUACCCAGUUGUGCUGAUAUGCAAUUGCUUUUUGGUCGGAAAUACUGUACUGAGCCAACUAAGAAGCAAAAUCAGAGGCAAAGGAGUCAUGCUGUUUGGGAAGAACACCUUGAUCAGGGCCGGGCUAAAAAAGAAGCUCGAAAUUUUAAAUAUAAACUCUUCAUGCAAAGGUGCAAAGCAGACAGCAAAUGACUGGCAAAGAAAAAACCUGGAAGUGCUUAUAGAAAAUUUCCUAUAGAUGGCGCUGUUUGCCCUUGAUUUGCCCAUGAGGAAAAUUUUUUUUGUUUUUACCAAACCAUAUGGUACUGGUCGAACCAAAAAAAUUUCCCCGUGGGCAAAUCAAGGGCAAACAGCGCCAUCUAUGGGAAAUUUCUAUAUAAGAAACUUACAAGGAAAAGUUUGCAUGAUUUUUUGCAAAGAAGAAUUUUUAGAAGUUAUUGAGAUAGUUAAUAAAAUAACUGUACAAAGACCUGCAAGGCUCGGAGAAAUUGCUCCAGCCGACGUCUAUACAGUUCCUGGGCCAACGGAUCUUGACCCAACAAAAACCUGCUAUUUUGCAGUUUAUAACAUUGCUACGAAAAUCAGCAAAGGAAAAAUUGAAAUAGUCAAUAAAGCGCAUAUUAUAAAGAAAGGUCAAGCGAUUCAAGAAAAUGACAAAAACAUGCUUGAGCAUAUAGGAAUCCAUCCUUUCACCUCAAAACUUGAAAUUUCACAUGUAGUUGAUCAUGGGAAGCUCUUGAGUUCGAGCGUUAUUACAAUGGACAAAUCUUUACUUAUUCAAAAAUUCUGUGAGGGUGCUAAAACAAUCACAGCUUUAUCUUUAGAAAUUGGAUUCCCAAUUCCUAAUUCAAUUCCAUUAUCCAUUUCCAAGGGCGUGAAUUUUCUGUCAAAUCUUGCGUCACUCUCAAAUUAUUCUUUAAAAAAGACUCAUUAA